AUGACCACCAGGGUCCCCUCAAACUACACCUCCCUGAUAGAUGACAUUAAGCAUCUGGCAACUCCGUCUAACUCCACGUCACUGAUGUCUUCAGAAGACGGUGUCGAACUAGUCACUGACUCACCAUUCCCAUCACCUGCCGAUCCAUUUGAAGACUAUGUUAAUGUAACGGAUUACACGAUUGUGGAAGUAAAAAAUGGGAAAAAUGGCACGGAAUCGGUCACAGUUUUCGAGUUUUUGAACAUGGAACCAUGGGUGGUAUACACAGUAUGCGGAGUCGCUGCCGUCGCAGUCAUAUUGGCAAUCAUUGGAUUGGUGGUAUGGCUGAAAAAACAUAAGACGAGAGUCAUAAAUGAGACAACGGAUCCAACACUCGCUACCAACUUCCCGGACAAUGAUGGAAUCUUCAGUUGUUGUUGCAAGUCAAAGCCAAAGAUUUCAAUGGAUCACAGACAAAAUUCGUCUAGCAACUUGGAAUUCUAUGGGCGUCCCGCACUGCCACAGUCGGCUUAUCAAACGGAGCGACCUAAAUCAGCAGACUCUAUGGCCAUCUCCACCUCAAACAUGGCAAUGUAUAUCGACGAAAUCGAAGGGAUCCCGAGUCGAGAAAUUCCACAAUCUCAACGAAGAGAACUUCCGAAAUUCCGAUACCAGCAAUAUCAGAUGCAAUCUUAA
This is a messenger RNA of Caenorhabditis remanei, 675 nucleotides long. RefSeq lists its product as uncharacterized. The coding region runs from base 1 to 675 and encodes 224 amino acids. NCBI's taxonomy places the organism in Eukaryota, Metazoa, Nematoda, Chromadorea, Rhabditida, Rhabditidae. The record is from RefSeq and is a predicted model, not a curated record. The transcript is spliced from 5 exons.